Molecule: messenger RNA, 3859 nt
Organism: Syngnathus acus (greater pipefish)
Lineage: Eukaryota; Metazoa; Chordata; Actinopteri; Syngnathiformes; Syngnathidae
Product: long-chain fatty acid transport protein 1-like
Exons: 14
Coding region: 150-2078 (642 amino acids)
Biological process (GO): negative regulation of phospholipid biosynthetic process; phosphatidylethanolamine biosynthetic process; phosphatidylserine biosynthetic process
Cellular component (GO): plasma membrane; mitochondrial inner membrane
Molecular function (GO): fatty acid transmembrane transporter activity; long-chain fatty acid transmembrane transporter activity; long-chain fatty acid-CoA ligase activity
Source: RefSeq, a predicted model, not a curated record
UGCUCCAACCUGCUCUUCCCUCGGUGUGCUCAUCAGGCAUUUUACUUGACACGAUUGAGCUGCAAACAUCUGACUGCAAAACGUCCGAGUCGUUUGGUCACUCCUUGCACUACAGAUACCACCAUGCAUCCUGUCAGUGUUGUCAUUGGAUGUCUCACUAUGUCGGGAGCUCUACUGUCGCUGCCCUCGUCAUGUCUCAUAACCAUGUUGGCUGUGCUUGGAAUCUUCAUAGCCUGUCGCGCCCCUUGGAAGUUUGUACAUGUGGCGCUACAUACCUUCAAAAGAGACGUCCUGUAAUAUGCCUGAUUGUUAUACUGCGAGUGAAGUUUGCAAUGUACCAAGCUGCCAGAAAAAGGAGAACAAUUCCCACCUUGUUUGCCAAGACGGUCGCAAAGCACCCGGACAAACCAGCGCUUAUCCACGAGCCCACAGGAGAGGUCUGGACUUUCAGGGACCUGCAGGAGCAGUGCCACGCUGUUGCUCACUGGGCAUUGGCACGAGGAUGGGCGGAGGGGGACGUCGUGGCAUUGUACAUGGAAAGUCGUCUGUUAUUGGUGGCGCUGUGGUUAGGUCUCGCUAUGGUGGGAGUGGAGGCUGCUUUUAUCAACUACAACCUGCGACUGAAAUCACUGCAGCACUGUGUUAGUGUGUCCGGGGCCCGUGCGUUGGUGUUUGGAAGCGAGCUAACUGAAGCUAUUUUUGCAGUGCGAGGCUCUCUGCAUUGCGACAUGCUAUUGUUUUGGACCGGUGAACAGGCAGAUAAGGAGAAGAUCUGUUGUCUCAAGGCUGCAGAUCUGGAUGAAGUGCUGGCACGUUCACACAAGCACCCACCCAGCUACACACUCAACAAGACAUUCAAUGACAGACUUUUCUACAUUUACACCUCUGGUACGACAGGAAUGCCAAAAGCAGCCGUGGUGGUGCAUAGUCGGUAUUACCGCAUUGCUGCGUUUGGCUUUCAUGCUUUUGGUUUACAACGUGAUGAUGUAAUCUACAACUGUCUUCCUCUAUACCACUCUGCAGGAACUAUCAUGGGUGCAGGUCAAUGUUUGCUCUUUGGUUUGACGGUUGUUAUCAGAAGUAAGUUUUCAGCCAGCAGGUUCUGGGAUGAUUGUGUUAAGCACAACUGCACAGUCAUCCAAUAUAUCGGGGAGAUUUGUCGAUACUUAUUAGCCCAGCCCAUUCACUCAUCUGAGGAGCAUCACCGGGUCCGUGUCGCCAUUGGUAACGGUCUCCGUCCAUCCGUGUGGGAGGAGUUUGUUGGGAGAUUCAGAAUAAAACGUGUUGGGGAAUUUUAUGGAGCCACAGAGUGCAACUGCAGCCUCAUCAACAUUGAUGGAAAGGUGGGCGCAUGUGGCUUCCACAGUCGCAUCCUGCCAAACCUUUACCCCAUCAGACUGGUCAGGAUGAAGGAAGACAGCAGGGAAUUGCUCAGAGAUGCGCAGGGACUCUGUAUACCUUGUCAACCUGGUGAACCAGGAAUGUUAGUGGGCUGCAUCAAUGAGAAGGAUCCACUCAGGAGAUUCGAUGGCUAUGCUGAUCAGGAUUCCACCACUCAGAAAAUAGCACACAAUGUCUUCGAGACGGGAGACUCAGCCUAUGUCUCAGGUGACAUACUGGUGAUGGAUGAUUAUGGCUACAUGUUCUUCAGGGACCGCUGCGGCGACACGUUUCGCUGGCGAGGGGAGAACGUUUCCACCACAGAGGUGGAGGGAGUCCUCAGUGGCCUGCUGGGACAUACCGAUGUUGCCGUCUAUGGAGUUUGCGUGCCAGGUGUGGAAGGAAAGGCUUGUAUGGCAGCAAUAGCACAUGCAGAAGGCCAGUUUGAUCUUGAUGACUUCUUGUCCUCUGUCCAAAAAGCCCUUGCCCCUUACGCUCGUCCGGUCUUCCUUCGACUUAUGCCAGCUGUGGACACCACAGGCACCUUCAAGUUUCAGAAGAUGCGGCUACAGAAGGAAGCGUACAAAUUACAAAACUCCACAGAAAAGAUCUAUUUUCUCAACAGCCUUGUUAGGUGUUAUGAGGCGCUCACUGAUGAACUAUAUGACUCCAUCCUGGAGGGACAAGUCCGUCUAUGAAGAGACAGAUACACUGUUGGUCAUGGAAAAUAAAUUUUUGUAUCCUAACUGGGGACCAAAAAUAAAUUAAAAAAAGGAUUUGGCGUAUAGUUUUAGAGAGAAACGUUACAUUUAGCCUCACUAACGAAAAAUACAGGCCUUACAUCAUAGAUUUAAGCAUUUUAAGGCGAAAUUGAAAUUAAAUGAAACACAAACAUACAUGACACAACAGUUUUUGUGAUUAUUCGUAAUUUGGCAUCAUCUAGUGGUCAAUAGGAGAACCCCCGCAAAAUGACAAUGGAACGACGUCUUAUGAACUAAAGUAUUUGGACACAAAUAUGGAGUUUUCUUCAAUUAGAGACUAUACUAGAUUUCACUCUUCCAGGAUUGUUUCUAAAGGUGAUUCACUCCAAAGGCGUGAAAGAAGGUUGAGGCAAGGGGUUCUCUUCUCGACCAAUCUCACCAAAUCAUGCCUGGAUGACUGACUUUGUUUUAUGCGUGAGUCACAGUCAUCCUGGGACAAAAAAUAGCCUCCCUCUCCCAACUUGUUCCCAUAUAGCUGGAAGAAUCCAUUGCAAAUUUUGAUUUACAUUUGUGAGGAGGAACACAGGAGCCCUUCCAUAAUACUGUAUUAAUUAACAGAUUUAUGGAAAGCCAUCUGCGUGCAAUAUGUAUUUUCCGAGGGUGAGGAGAGGGCCAAGCUGUGGUCACUGUGGGAAGCUUUCUGAUGAAAUGCUAUGCAACAGCUCCUUUUGUGUGCUUCUUGGAGAUAUCUGCUCUCACUUAGUAACUUUGUACAACUGUAUGGCUUCGUGACAACUUUGUAACCCAAAGACACAGUAAUUAUAAGGCACAUGUGUAUGCUGGCUCUUUGGGUUUGGCUUUGUGCAUCCCUAUUAAUGGGACAACUAUAUGUCUCCACAACUGGUUUUCUUCUGAAUAUAUUUGUAUGUAUGAUGUGGAUGGUGUUCGAUAGGAGGCAGUAGGACCUUAGAAGAAAAUGCUGUGGUCAGUGCUUGCAACUGUUUCAAGUUUUAUAGAGUGAAUUACUACAGUCAGUCUGCACAGUAAUACAAUAAUUUUGUUUUGAUGUGAAAGACGCAUUUCAUCAUUUUGCAACAGAAUGCUUUCAUAGCAAACAAUAUCCUGAAAAAUUGAUUUGACAACAACCAUGAAAACCAAUUGUCAUGCUUCAACUUUUGAGGAUAUUGUCUGUUAUGAAAACACAAAUGGGCAUUAUCAUGUCCUGGAUACCAGAGAAUCUACCAAGACAUAAGAGGCAAAGCAUAACAAUUCAUUUCUUCUUGCAGCCAGCUGUGGCUACAGAGGUAAACUACUACGUCUGCAUAUUGUUUACAUGAAAACUUCUCACUGCUUUGAGGCUCAAGGGAUCAUGCAGGCUGUGACUCAUCAUCAGGAAAUGAAACAGAGAGGAUUGGAAGGGGUAACUGGUAGUGGGUAAUACAUGUGGAGCCACUUUCAUUUGGCUUGAUGGAAUGUACCAAAUGAAAGCAUGGAAAAUUUGGGAGUUUAUUUAGUAGGACUGCUGUUACAUGUAUUAAUGGAAAUCCAUCUGAAAGUUUUUUUUUCAAGCUGUGUGGUAGUCACUGAUGGCAAGAUAAAAAGUUGGAUGUUCAAAGUGUAUGCACAUUGUACAAUUGACCCUGUCGUGGUGGGUUGACUUUUUUUCUGAGGGCAAUUUGAUGUCUGUAUCAUUACCUUACUAGUCUUUCAAAACUGGCAGCAAAAUUGAAUUUACUUCCAUCAGCUCCAAAUACUAAAUUGUUAAACAGAAAAAAAAA